This is a messenger RNA of Ichthyophthirius multifiliis, 1158 nucleotides long. RefSeq lists its product as hypothetical. Gene Ontology annotation, cellular component: mitochondrial matrix; cytoplasm. NCBI's taxonomy places the organism in Eukaryota, Ciliophora, Oligohymenophorea, Hymenostomatida. Gene Ontology annotation, molecular function: 2-methylcitrate synthase activity. The transcript is spliced from 3 exons. The record is from RefSeq and is a predicted model, not a curated record. Gene Ontology annotation, biological process: carbohydrate metabolic process; tricarboxylic acid cycle.
AUGUCUGAAUAAAAAAAAUCUUCUACUCCAAAUAAUAAUGGUUUAGCAGGGAUGAUAGCUGGAGAUAGUGCAAUAUCAACAGUCGGAAUAGGAUUGGGUUUAAACUAUAGAGGAUAUGAUAUUGUAGAUUUAUCAAAGAAUUGUAUAUUUGAAGAAGUUGCUUAUUUGAUAUUAUUUUAAACUCUUCCAAAUUAAUAAUAACUUUCCGAUUUUAUUAGACAAAUUGCUUCAUAGAGAACACUUCCUAUUACCCUAAAAGAAGUUUUAGAAAGAAUACCUUCUAAUGUUCAUCCUAUGGAUGUAAUGAGAACUAUAUCUUCUUUUUUAGGAUUAAUAGAACCUGAAACACAACAAAAUGAUUAAACUAAAGUUGCUUUGAGACUUUUAGCUAUUUUUGGACCCGCUUUAAUGUAUUGGUAUAAUUUUGUACAUUAUAAAGUAAGAAUAUAAGAAAAUACAGGCCCAGAAGAUACAAUAGCUCGAAACUUUGUAAAAUUAAUUCACUUUAAGAAGGAUAUAAAUGAAAAUAUAAUCAAAACAAUUGAUGUGUCAUUAAUUUUAUAUGCUGAACAUGAAUUUAAUGCUUCUACAUUUGCAGCAAGAGUAACAGUAAGUACACUUUCAGAUUUCUAUUCAGGGAUAACAAGUGCAAUAGGGACAUUAAAAGGUCCUUUGCAUGGAGGAGCUAAUGAAGCAGUGAUAUAAUAUUUAGAAAACUUAAAAACAAUUAAGGAUGCUAAUAAUUUUUUAGAAGAAUAAUUUCAAAAGAAGAAAUUAAUAAUGGGAUUUGGACAUCGUGUAUAUAAAAAUGGAGAUCCAAGAAGUGAUAUAAUAAAGGAAUAUAGUAAAUUAUUGAGUGAAACAUAAAAGGAAUUCGGAAAUAAAUAACUUUAUGAAAUAAGUGAACAUAUAGAAAAACGAGUUGUAAAUGAAAAAAAGAAAUUCCCAAAUUUGGACUUUUAUUCGGCUUCUGCUUAUCAUUAGUGUGGAAUUCCUGUUGAACUAUUUACACCUCUUUUUGUAAUGUCUAGAGUCACUGGAUGGUCUGCUCAUAUUUUCGAAUAAAGAUAAAAUAAUAAACUAAUUAGACCUAUGUCUAAUUAUAUUGGACCUAAAAAACUUAAUUUUGUGCCUUUAAAUUAAAGAAGCAAAUUAUGA